AUGGCAAUCGGCGCUGUCGUUUCGCACCGGAAUUUCGGCUCCUUCAUCGGUUCAGGAAGACUAUGUCAUGGAGAAGCAAAUGCAGAAAGUAAGAGAGGUGGGCGCUUGAAAGUUGCUGUUGCAAGGCAUGUAAAAUUGCAUCAUCAUACAUGUGGAAGCUUUUCCUCGGGCCAUAUGUAUCAUUCAUCUCUUCAUACUAGAGAUCUACCAAACAAAGAGUUUUAUCGAUCCAGUUCAACAGAUUAUGUUAAAUUAGAUACUUCUAUCUCAAUGUGCUGUCAGCUCAGCAAAAAAAUUAAUAACGUUAAUGCUAGGAGAAGAAUUAGUGGGUUACACCGCUGCAGUUUUUCUCUACAUGAUGGCAACUGGAUUCAGCCGAGAAACUUGAAUAGUAUUGGCUUUAUUGAUGGUCAAAAGCUUACAUCAAAGCAUUCAAUAGUGACAAGGACCAGAGCGGAUUUCAAGUCCGAAGAGCAAGACAUAACGGGACCUAACCUGGGGUCACUAGCACCAACUGAGGGGAAAACUGAAGCUUUUAUAGUUGAAGAACCCGAGCAAACUAAACCGUGGUGGGAGCAGAUCCCAAAGCGCUUGGUCAUGGUGCUCCUUUGCUUUGCUGCAUUUCUGUUGUGCAACAUGGAUCGUGUGAACAUGAGCAUAGCAAUUCUCCCGAUGUCAAAGGAAUUCAACUGGAACAGUGCAACAGUUGGUCUAAUUCAGUCCUCUUUCUUCUGGGGUUAUCUGCUUACACAGAUUCUUGGAGGUAUAUGGGCUGAUACAAUAGGAGGGAAGCGUGUACUUGGUUUUGGAGUAGUUUGGUGGUCAGUUGCUACGGUUCUGACACCUAUUGCUGCCAGAAUCGGGCUACCUUUCUUACUGGUUGUCCGCGCCUUCAUGGGAAUUGGCGAGGGUGUUGCUAUGCCUGCUAUGAACAAUUUGUUAUCAAAAUGGAUUCCCGUCUCUGAGAGAAGCAGAUCUCUUGCUCUAGUGUACAGCGGGAUGUAUCUUGGAUCAGUUACCGGUUUGGCCGUUUCACCCGUUAUGAUCCACAAAUUCGGAUGGCCAUCUAUUUUCUAUGCAUUUGGAUCCCUUGGAAGUAUCUGGUUUGCACUAUGGUUGAGCAAAGCAUAUAGCUCGCCUAAAGACGAUCCAACACUCAGUCCUGAGGAAAAAGAACUGAUUCUGGGAGGCAGCAUAUCUAAAGAACCUGUUUCCAAAAUCCCAUGGAAAAAAAUCCUAUCAAAGGCGCCCGUCUGGGCCCUUAUUAUCUCCCAUUUCUGCCAUAAUUGGGGAACUUUUAUUCUUUUAACAUGGAUGCCUACUUAUUACAACCAGGUUUUGAAGUUCAACCUCACGGAAUCUGGACUAUUCUGCGUGCUUCCAUGGCUGACUAUGGCCGUGUUUGCUAAUAUCGGUGGUUGGAUUGCUGAUUCUCUUGUGAGCAGAGGAUUUUCUGUCACGUCAGUUCGUAAGAUAAUGCAGUCAAUUGGAUUUUUAGGUCCAGCCUUUUUCUUGACGCAACUCAGUCAUGUCAAUACGCCUGCCUUAGCCGUGCUAUGCAUGGCAUGCAGUCAGGGACUGGAUGCAUUCUCACAAUCAGGAUUAUACUCCAAUCACCAAGAUAUCGGACCACGUUACUCUGGAGUACUGUUGGGUCUGUCAAAUACUGCAGGUGUACUUGCUGGUGUCUUUGGCACUGCUGCUACUGGAUACAUACUCCAAGAAGGUUCUUGGGACGACGUAUUCAAAGUGGCUGUUGGUUUGUACAUCAUAGGCACAUUAGUGUGGAAUUUCUUUGCGACCGGGGAGAAAAUUCUGGACUAG
Molecule: messenger RNA, 1824 nt
Organism: Striga hermonthica
Lineage: Eukaryota; Viridiplantae; Streptophyta; Magnoliopsida; Lamiales; Orobanchaceae
Source: the annotation of a GenBank genome assembly